Molecule: messenger RNA, 429 nt
Organism: Phytophthora sojae
Lineage: Eukaryota; Oomycota; Peronosporomycetes; Peronosporales; Peronosporaceae
Exons: 1
Source: RefSeq, a predicted model, not a curated record
GGCUACGCGGCAACGCUAUUGCGACGCUCGGUCUACAACUGUUUCGCGUUCUCGAAGUAUUUUGAACGAUCCCCAGCAACUGAGCAAGCAACCUGGCUGGAGCUUUCCGAUGAUGACUGGAAUCUUAUUGUCGAAAUGGAGGCAAUUACUAACCAGUUGGCACAGUUUAGUCUUGGUGAGGUGCAAAAGGAGGGGGUCUCCGGUUCGAACGCUCUUCUUUUUCGUAAACUCCUGAAAUUGACGUUUCCGUGCUUGGUGCUAGAGCGCCCAGAUGUACUGAGCACUGAGUUUACGCAGAGGCGUAUAUCCAAGGAGGUCAAGAACUUUUCAGAACAAGGUAAAUGUUGCCUGUUGCGCCUAAAUGAGCAGUGGGCUCUUCGCUUCCCUGAACCUGACGACAAUGAAAUGAAGGCGAUACUACUGGUGUGA